Alligator mississippiensis (American alligator) is the source of this 936-nucleotide messenger RNA. Its product is annotated as olfactory receptor 2A12-like. Gene Ontology annotation, cellular component: membrane. The record is from RefSeq and is a predicted model, not a curated record. NCBI's taxonomy places the organism in Eukaryota, Metazoa, Chordata, Crocodylia, Alligatoridae. Gene Ontology annotation, molecular function: G protein-coupled receptor activity; olfactory receptor activity. Gene Ontology annotation, biological process: G protein-coupled receptor signaling pathway.
AUGGAAAACCAUACCUUUGUCACAGAAUUCAUCAUCCUGGGAUUCUCCAUCAGCCCAAAGGUGCAAUUCUUCCUCUUUGGAUUGUUUUCCAUAGUUUACACUUUCUCUCUGAUUGGAAAUGUACUUAUUCUUAUGUUAAUCUAGCUGGAUUCCAUUCUCCACACUCCUAUGUAUUUCUUCUUGUGUAACCUCUCCAUACUGGACAUCUGCUAUGCUUGCAAUAAUGUCCCCCAUAUGCUGAAGAACCUCCUUUUCCAGAGGAAAACCAUCUCAUUUGCUGCGUGUGGGGUACAGAUAUAUCUCUACUUAGCUUCAGCCCUCACAGAAUGUGUAUUACUGGCAGUGAUGUCCUAUGAUUGCUAUGUGGCAAUAUGCCACCCCUUGCGCUACGAUCUCAUUAUGAACUGGAGAGUGUGCCUCGUGCUGGUGGCAUGUUCAUGGGUCUCUGGGUUUCUGUGUGGUGCAUUACAAGUGAUUCUUACCAUGCAAUUGCCCUUCUGUGGGCCCAGUGAAGUGGACCACUUUUUCUGUGAACUCUGCAAUGUAAAGCUGGCCUGUGCUGAUAUCACUGUCAACAAAAUUGUCACAUCUGCUAUCUCUGUGUUCUUCCUCCUGUUUCCCUUCAUCUUAGUUCUUAUUUCAUAUCUAUAUAUCCUAGUUGCCAUCCUGUGCAUCCACUCUGCUGAGGGACGGCGCAAAACCUUCUCUACCUGUAGCUCUCACCUGACUGUGGUGGGGCUCUUCUAUGGAACGGCCAUCAUCAUGUACAUGGGACCCACUAGCAGCAACUUAGCCAUUAGAGAGAAACUUCUUUCCCUUUUCUACAGCUUCCUUAAUCCCUUGCUGAACCCCGUGAUAUACAGCCUGAGGAACAAACAGGUGAAAGGUGCCCUGGUGAAAGUUCUCAGAAGGGAGAGAAUCUCUGCUUCCACAUAA